CGCAUACAUACAGUGCUGCUCUCUUCCUUUCCCUCUCUCUCACGCGAUCAUCGUCAUCGGACAGCUGACGAGAUAACCAUUUCAAGUUAUCGUUAACAAUUUUAUGCGAUUAUGCGUAUUCUGCUUCUCUCGCGGGAGCUGCCCCUACAUUUAAUCGCUCCUGAUGAUAAAUAGAUUAGAAGUGUCAGUCAAUAUCGGUCAGUUGGUCGGCUGCGAUAACUUAGAAAGAGAGAAAGCGUGAGUCUGCCGUUUUAUUUUGUCAUUGUUGUCUCUUGCGAAGAGAAUGCUCGAUGCUUGCACGUUCUCCAAUACCACGACGAUGAGCUGCUACUAUGAUAUUGUUAAUGUUAAACUGCUGAUCGCUCUAGAGAGACGCUAGGCACACGAUUCUCCAAGGCAUUGCUUAGCAAAACAUGAAGACGUUACAUUGCUGCAGCAGCGCAAAAGGGACGAAGACGACGACCACGAUCAAAAUCGUAGUAGUACAAGAUGAAUUCGCUGUUGCGCACGGUGAACUCGAUGUCGAACCGGCGACACAUGCUGGUACGCGAAUCUCUGCAGCAGCAGCUCAACACUGUGGUCAUCGAGAUCCAAGGUGCUCAAAGUUUCCUCGACAAUACUCCUGUGGAGAUCUGCGACGAGGCACUCGCGUUGUGUUCCGCCCUCGAAGCCAUAUUUCUUCACGGGCUGAAAGAUAGCCUGUUGAAUAGAGUGACGGAGGCGUUGAGUGGCCCAGAUUACGAUGCUAUGCCACAACCAAGUUUCUGGGGUCCUUUGCUCGUGUUCUCGCAUAGGGGCAUUAUCGAUCAGAUACAGUCGUUGAGUCAGAUAACAACGGAAGUUGGUUACUGUCGCGCUUGGAUUCGCCUAGCUCUGAACGAAGGCCUCUUAUCGAGCUACUUCGAGGCGAUUCGUCGUGAAAAUUCUGCCCUAAAACCUUACUACAACAAAGCUGCAUUCAUUCGAGAUCUCGAUCUGGUUGAAGUAGCUCAACGCCUCCUCGAGAAUGUCGAUAGCAUCAAUUUCAACCUCGCGUGUAACUCCAGCCUUCUGAAUUUCUGGUCGAGCACUCCUUUGCUCAUGGCAGCAAUAUGGUCGCCACCUAUGAAAUCCGCUCCGGUAUUCAGCGCCGUAGAUAUUGCCAAGACGAUUAAUAGUAACGACUUGGAGAGCAGUAACUUCGAAGAGAUCGAGACGGCUAGUUCGAUCGGCAGCCUCAGCUCGUACAAUUCGUCGCAGAAUAAUCUCAGCGGAUUGUCUGAGGACGAGGCGUUGAGAAUCAUCUUGGCAAAAAAGACGCAUCGCGUCGAGGUAGGCACACAGAGUGAACUGACAUCGCUCGCUUCUCCGACACUCAGGAGAAAGAUGAGACAGAAUGGACAGGAUCUAGCUAUUAAAACGGCUGAUUCGCCUGGCGAAGGUACAUCCUCCAAGCCCAAAGAUUCCGAAGCAAAGGUCAAAGAAGCAAAGAGUGAGGAAGCCCAGUCGACAACAGAAAUCGAGGAAUUACAACCCACGCUUUUGGACGAAAGUAUAUUAAAGCUCGACGUGAUGGUAGGUAACUCGCUAAUUGGUAAAUUAGGGUGGUCGACCUCUUACGAAGAUUGCGAGUCGUCGAUGACCACAUCUAUGGUAUCGCGAACUUCCGAGGGACCGACGACCCCCGGAGAGGGACCAACGUAUGACGCUUUGCUUAAGAGUUAUCGACCCACUGAGUACAAGUCGCCGAAUCUUGAGGAACUUUUAGAAAAAUACCCGGUCUACGAGCCUGCGACGCCGGUCAACGUCAACACGUCGGAACCCCACGAGAGACGUAGCUUCAAUGAGCAGCUCGGACGACUAGCUCGGGAGAAAGGUCUGGACUUGCAGAACUACAAUUGCCUCGACUGCGGACAACACAUCGGCCUAGAUUUCGCCAAGGCCAAUGUAUGUAACUUCACCGGGGAUUACUUCUGUUGUAACUGCAUGGCUAGUGAAGAAUAUCUGAUUCCUGCCAAAGUCGUGCACAACUGGGAUCUUAAGAAAUAUCCUGUGUGCUCGAAAGCGGCUACAUAUCUCAUCGAUUGUCCCACUUUGCUCGAUCUGAAGAUUAUCAACCCGAAAAUAUACACUGCUGUCGACACGAUGGCGCAAUUGCAAACACUGAGAGUGCAGUUGAAUUUAUUAAGGGCCUAUUUGUUUACCUGUAGAGAGCCGAUUAUCGAGUCUUUCCAAAAGAAACUCGCGCCGAAGGAUUAUAUGUACGAACAUAUUCAUCAGUAUUCUGUGUCGGAUCUUCCGGAUAUUCCAAAUGGCAUGUUGGCGCAGCAGUUGCAGAAAAUCGUGGAAUUCGCGAGGAAUCACGUUAUUAGCUGCUGGCUUUGCAGCCAGAAGGGUUUUAUAUGCGAGGUGUGCAAUAAUACGAAGAUCAUUUAUCCAUUUGAUACGGAGAAUACCUACAGGUGUGGAUCCUGUAGUGCAGUUUCCCAUUCAGAUUGUAUGAACGCGAGCAAACCUUGUCCAAAAUGUGAACGCAGACGCAAAAGAGUUGAUCUUCCAUUGCUGAAUAUGGGCAAUUCGGAUAUUUUAAAUGAAAAUUUGUCAUCGGCGUUAUCUUCAACGUGAAGAUAAAUGUUUACUCCGUUCUCAUACAAAUCAGUAUUUCAUCGAGUGCGCGGAUAAUAUCUGUACAGCUGUAUAAAGAUCUUACAUUUACAAUUUUAAAUAAAAAACGACUCUUUUCCAUCGGUAAAUAAUAAACAAUUUGGGGCUAGAUACAAUAUUCGCCUCCCUCACGCUCAUCAACUGCAUUAAAAGAUUCACUUCUUUCAAAUGCAUUAAAAUCAACGUAACUAAUUUUAUUGUAUUUCAAAUCUAACAAUAACAUAUUAUCUGUGACGUAACUAAGCGAACAAAUGAUAAUGAGAAGAAAAAAAGAGUGACAUGUUUGUCCAUAAAGGUGAAUGAAUUGUUUGUUUUAUCGAUUAAUUUUGUAUAAUAAUUAUAUUUAUUUUAAUUUUAUGUACAAAAAUAAUAAAAUAGACACGACUGCUCA
This is a messenger RNA of Phymastichus coffea, 3034 nucleotides long. RefSeq lists its product as uncharacterized. The transcript is spliced from 5 exons. NCBI's taxonomy places the organism in Eukaryota, Metazoa, Arthropoda, Insecta, Hymenoptera, Eulophidae. Bases 490 to 2604 code for a protein of 704 amino acids. The record is from RefSeq and is a predicted model, not a curated record.